AUGAGCGACGAUGGUAAUGACCGAUUCGAAGACGCGGCUACUCCAGUUCAUGUGGCACGGCUCGCCCUUAAGGCGCCACCGUUUUGGAAGCCAAAUCCCCGGCUGUGGUUCGCGCAGGUUGAGGCGCAGUUUUUACGUGCAGGAAUCUCCAGUGACGAGACCAAGUACUACACGGUGGUGGCAGAAAUUGAUUCGGCGGUGUUGGCACAUGCUAGCGACAUAAUUAUGUCACCGCCGGCUUCAGGGAAGUACGAGCUCCUGAAAGAGCGGUUGAUUACGGAGUUUGGGGAGUCAAAAGAGAAACGCUUGAAACGAUUAUUUGAAGGGUGCAGAUUGGGAGACAAAAAAGCCACAACUUUGCUGCGAGAAAUGAAAGACUUGGCUGAUCAACACGUUGACAAGGAAGUUUUGAAAUCGCUUUGGUUACAACGUUUACCAACUAAUAUCCAGCAAAUUUUAGCAACGUUCGAUGGCAGCAUCGAAGAAUUGGCUUUGAAAGCUGACACUAUAAUGGAAAUUUCUGCAACAAAUUUUGAUGUUAAUGUGGUCAAGGUACCGGAUGACGGCAUGCAAGCUGCUAUCUCCGACUUGACGAACAGGCUAGAUCGCCUCACACACAAUAGUCAACGCAACUUCGUCCGCAGCGACCGGAGCUACACGAAUAACGUGUCUCAUUCGCAACGACCUGUUAGUUCUCGGCAGGGCGCAUCUACGCCGAAACAGGACACUCUUUGUUGGUAUCACCGUACGUUUGGCGACAGCGCAACCAGGUGCCGCUCGCCUUGUACUUACCGUCAACAACGCGCGGAAAACUAG
Rhagoletis pomonella (apple maggot) is the source of this 816-nucleotide messenger RNA. RefSeq lists its product as uncharacterized. The record is from RefSeq and is a predicted model, not a curated record. The transcript has a single exon. The coding region runs from base 1 to 816 and encodes 271 amino acids. NCBI's taxonomy places the organism in Eukaryota, Metazoa, Arthropoda, Insecta, Diptera, Tephritidae.